Molecule: messenger RNA, 1438 nt
Organism: Nannospalax galili (Upper Galilee mountains blind mole rat)
Lineage: Eukaryota; Metazoa; Chordata; Mammalia; Rodentia; Spalacidae
Gene: Vma12
Product: transmembrane protein 199
Exons: 6
Coding region: 60-683 (207 amino acids)
Biological process (GO): vacuolar proton-transporting V-type ATPase complex assembly
Cellular component (GO): endomembrane system
Source: RefSeq, a predicted model, not a curated record
UCCGGCGCCUUCCGGCGGGCCGGAAGUCCAAGUUCAGGAUCACCUGAUCUGAGUUAAACAUGGCGUCUUCCUUGCUGGCCGGUGGACGACUCGUACGCGCUUUGGGCCCGGGUGGGGAACUGGAGCGGGAGCAGCUGCCCCGGCAGCUGCGGGCUCAGCUCGAGGCCGCGCUGAGAAAGAAGCACACGGCCAGUGACAGCUCCAGUCCCCGACGCCUGGUUUCCUUCCGACUGAUCCGGGAUCUACAACAGUACCUGAGAGAAAGAGAUUCCACACUAUACCUUCAUGAACUCCUAGAAGGAAGUGAAAUCUAUCUCCCAGAGGUUGUAAAGCCUCCCCGGAAUCCAGAACUAGUUGCCCGACUCGAGAAGAUUAAGAUCCAGCUGGCCAAUGAAGAAUAUAAGCGGAUCACUCGCAAUGUCACUUGUCAGGAUGCACGGCGUAGGGGCACUCUCAGUGACUUGGGAAAGCAAGUGAGGUCAGUGAAGGCUCUGGUCAUCACAGUUUUCAACUUCAUUGUCACAGUGGCAGCUGCCUUUGUCUGUACUUACCUUGGAAGUCAGUAUAUCUUCACAGAAAUGGCCUCGCGAGUGUUGGCUGCAUUGAUCGUUGCCUCGGUUGUGGGUCUGGCUGAGCUGUAUGUCAUGGUGCAGGCAAUGGAAGGUGAGCUGGGGGAGCUAUGACUAGUGCUUCGUCAUCAAAGUCUGGAAGAAAUUUUGGAGACCCUAGACUCUCCAUUGCCCAGCUGACUGUCAGACAAGCCAUGAGGCUCUUUGUACUCAGCUCCAGUUAAUCAGAGGACCAGGCCAGGCUCUCCUGUGGGGAGCCCUGUCUGCUGUGAAUUCCAGGGGGAGCAGUUGCAGAGACUCAGACAAAGCUUCUCUAAAAUUGAAUGAAGUGGUCUCGGUACCUUCUGAACCCGGUGCCCACCUGCCUUCUCCAGUCCGUUCCGGGCACUGCUGGGACUGAGCUUUCUCCAUCAGAAAUAAAUAGUAUCCGGUCUUCCUAGAAGUGGACCCUACUUCCUUUACCUGUCCCAAGUGCAGAAAUCAGUCACCAUCCUUUGCCCACACAUCUUGGUAAAGGACCUAUAACUGAGAACAGAAGCCUUCAAGGAAGCAGAAAGCAUGAACCUGAGAGGAACCCAGCAGAGGGUACAUGUCAGGUAAGGGAGCAGUCAGCACAGCGUGGAGGAACUGGAAAAGGAGAUGGUCUCUGCCCCUUUUCCUGAAGAUAGAACAGGCUGAGAAAUCACAUGUCCAGCUAUGGUCCUUCCUCUGUUAAGGGGAGCCAAAGACGUUCUGUUGUCCUGUGUCUCUUGUCUCUGCAUAAUGUUAAACUUUUGAGAACUUAGAUAAGUGGUAGAAUGAUAGUGUCUUUAUUAGGAACUUGAAGAUUUUAGUCUGUUAUUUAUCCAAUAAAUAUUUAUUGUGUCUGG